CGUGCACAGCGACGACAUGUCCACCGCCGGUGCCGAACGCCGCGCGGCCACGACGCCGCGACCGGGCCUGAUCGGUUGCGCGCUGCUCGCUUCCGAGACGGCGGCCAACAUCGCGCGGCGCUGCCGGUCCAACCCGCGGCUGCUGUCCAUGCUGGUGCAGGAGAAGGCCGACGGCGAGGCGAACCGCGGCCGUUUCGCGCACGACUUCAAGACGCUGGCCGACGUGCUGGUGCAGCACGUGGUCGCCGAGCGCAUCUGCCGACAGUUUCCAGAAUUAAACGGAAAUGUAUUCGGCGAAGAAAAUGAUACAAUAAGAAAUAAUAAAGGACAAGAUGUUACAAUAAAAGUUGGUAACACAGUAGAGGAGACAUUGCAGUGUUUAUCCGAAGCUUUAGAUGACGAUCUGGAGUCGGCCAAAAGCUUGGCUGAAGCGGCUCAUAAAGAAUUCACAUUGGAAGAUCUAAACGUCGAUUCUUACCCAACGGGAAAAGAUGUAAACCUAGAUCUAAAGAAAAUUGGAAUAUGGAUUGAUCCGAUAGAUUCAACCAACGAAUACAUAAACGGAAAUGUAGACGGUUUAAACGAAUACGGCUUUCAUUCGAGCGGACUUCAUUGUGUUACUAUCAAUAUUGGGCUAUUCGACCGGUGCAGCGGAAAACCUAUUGCUGGUGUCAUUAAUCAACCUUUUUUUCAAUGUGAUUCCGUAGAAAGGUGGAGUGGAAGGUGUUUUUGGGCAAAUUGCGACGGACAAGAAAGCUCGCAUUCAUUACCGGAAUUUAUUAGCUGUGAUCAGUGUGAGGCGUGCGAACUGUCGGGCGUGCACAUCUGGGGCGAACGUUUCUUGGACACGACCGGAGCCAAGUGGACGACGACGGGAUCCGGCCCGGCAAACGGGUCGCUGCAGUGCGGACGGACGGAGCACAACGUGAUCGAACACUUGCCGGCCGACUGGGUCGACAUGCUCCACGAGCUGCAGCUGCAAUCGGUUCAAACGAAAGCAAACAGACAGCGUGUUAUAUCUGCGGUGUGCCAUCACAUAAUUGACUGGUGUCGCGGUACGGGCGACAGGAAAGUGUGUAUGAUGACAAUUGUACAAAGACCCGGUCACAUUAGUGAUAGAAUUUAUUCGUCUUAUCCGGCGGUAAUCGAUCAGACUGGCAAUAUAUCCGUUGUUUAUAACAGUGAAACGGAGCCUUCGAUUAUUGUAAGACUCUAUAGAUUUUACGAAAAUCAACAAAAAGUAAGGCAUCGUAUCCGAAUGUUUUUGAAUAACACAAGUAAACAAACAAAUAACGAAUAAUAUUAAACUUGUAUUUGUGUAAA
Sipha flava (yellow sugarcane aphid) is the source of this 1323-nucleotide messenger RNA. RefSeq names its product inositol polyphosphate 1-phosphatase (gene Ipp). The coding region runs from base 17 to 1300 and encodes 427 amino acids. Gene Ontology annotation, molecular function: oxidoreductase activity, acting on the CH-OH group of donors, NAD or NADP as acceptor; inositol-1,4-bisphosphate 1-phosphatase activity. The transcript is spliced from 7 exons. Lineage: Eukaryota; Metazoa; Arthropoda; Insecta; Hemiptera; Aphididae. The record is from RefSeq and is a predicted model, not a curated record.